Molecule: messenger RNA, 1019 nt
Organism: Cutaneotrichosporon oleaginosum
Lineage: Eukaryota; Fungi; Basidiomycota; Tremellomycetes; Trichosporonales; Trichosporonaceae
Source: RefSeq, a predicted model, not a curated record
CUCGUCACCACCCCAUCCUGCAUCCAUCAUGCCCGCAAAACACGACAUCAACAAAGUAGGGUCUGAGAGCUCUGACUUCCCAAUCCUUUGCGAAACAUGUUUGGGUCCUAACCCCUACGUCCGAAUGACCCGCCAGGAGUUCGGGCAAGAGUGCAAAAUCUGCAACCGCCCAUUCACCGUGUUCAAAUGGAACCCGGGAGACGGCGGGCGGUUCAAGAAGACGGAGAUCUGCACGACAUGCGCGAAGAUCAAGGGAACAUGCCAGACGUGUCUUCUUGACCUCGAGUACGGCCUGCCGGUGCAGGUGCGCGACGCGGCGCUGGGGCGCAAAAACGAGGCACCAAGCAGCGAUAUCAACAAGCAAUACUACAUCCAAAACCUCGAGGCGCAGAUGGCGAACUCGGACACAGGGAUUGCGUUCGACGCGCAGCUCGCCAACGCCGCAGGCAAGGAGAUGCUCAAAACUCUUGCCCGCAACGACCCCUACUACAAGCGCAACCGGCCGCACAUCUGCUCCUUCUUCCAGAAGGGCGAGUGUAAGCGCGGCGACGCAUGUCCCUUCCGGCACGAGGCGCCUGAGGCUGGCGCAGGCCCGGUGCGCGGGGGCAACGUCCAGCAGAGCAUGCAGGACCGGUACUACGGGCGCAACGAUCCUGCGGCGAAGAAGAUUCUGGGCCAGGUCGCCGAGGCGCGCGGGCUCAAGCCGCCCGAGGACAAGUCGAUUACGACGUUGCUGUUCCUCGGCGUGCCCCAGUGCGAAGAGAGCGACGUGCGCACCGCGCUGUCGGCUGCUGUGCCGUCUGUCGAGCCGUCCCAGAUCCGUUCCAUCUCCAUCGUGGCGGCUAGCAACUCGGUCUUUGUGAACUUUGCUGAUCGUGGGGCCGCGGAGCGCGCGGCCGAGGCGCUGUCGGCCCAGGGUGGAAUCGAGGUGGACGGCAAACGCGCAAAGAUCGCCUGGGGGCGGUCCCGCAAGAAGGCUGCUGCGUAGAGUGUAGAGUCAUGUAUUUGUAUUCCUAGCA